Hippopotamus amphibius kiboko is the source of this 2128-nucleotide messenger RNA. RefSeq names its product eukaryotic translation elongation factor 1 epsilon 1 (gene EEF1E1). NCBI's taxonomy places the organism in Eukaryota, Metazoa, Chordata, Mammalia, Artiodactyla, Hippopotamidae. The coding region runs from base 25 to 450 and encodes 141 amino acids. The record is from RefSeq and is a predicted model, not a curated record. The transcript has 4 exons. Gene Ontology annotation, cellular component: aminoacyl-tRNA synthetase multienzyme complex; cytoplasm; nucleus. Gene Ontology annotation, biological process: positive regulation of DNA damage response, signal transduction by p53 class mediator.
CCCUGCCGAGAGCUCGGCCGGAAGAUGGCGGCGGCCGCGGAGCUGGCGCUGCUGGAGAAGUCCCUGGGGCUGAGCAAAGGGAACAAGUACAGCGCUCAGGGCGAGCGCCAGAUUCCAGUUCUUCAGAUGAAUAAUGGUCCGAGUCUAAUGGGACUGACUACCAUAGCAGCUCACCUAGUCAAGCAGGCCAACAAGGACUAUUUGCUGGGGAGCACCGCAGAGGAGAAAGCAGUGGUUCAGCAGUGGUUAGAAUACAGGGUAACUCGAGUAGAUGGACACUCCGAUAAAGACAACAUCCGCACUGUUCUGAAGGAUCUUAAUUCAUAUCUUGAAGAUAAAGUCUACCUUACAGGAUAUAACUUCACAUUAGCAGAUAUCCUCUUAUACUACGGACUUCAUCGCUUUAUUUUGGUGUUCAUUGAGGUGAAACUAACCACUGCACCGCCCUAGAGGGAAGUGGAAUAAGAUGCAUUCCCUCGAGUUAAUGGUUCUUCUGUUGUCUUUGGGCUUUAUUGGAACAUGCAGUAGCUAAGAAGCAACGGGACAUUCCCACUAUCUCACUCAUUUUUGUACUCGGUAACUACUACAUUCUUCUAAACUAAAAGCCAACAUAGAAAGGCUGCUGUUGACACUGUGUAAAGAACUAAGACUCACACUUUAUUAACAAACCUGUACAAUUUAUAGCUCUUAGUGGCUGAGAAAAUAAAUAAUCAGUUCUUGAGAGCUAAAGAGCUUCUAUUUACAAAUAAUAGGAAAAGUAGAGUCUUUGAGCACUUUGCUGUUCAAUGCUAUGUAAAUUUUGGUGCUGACGCUGAGUCUCAGUAGAAUACAAUUCAGCGUUCAAGUGCGAAGAGCAGAGACUGGGGAAAUGUACAUCCCUUUGGCUGUGUUGCUUGGAUCACAUACUAGCUGAAUGUAUGACCUAAAGCAAAUCAGUUAACCAUAUUCUCUUAAUCUGUAAAAAUAAAAAUAAAACGUAAAAGGAAAGAUAACUCUAAAUGUUGAGGAUUCGUGGAGACAAUUUAUGUGAAAAAACCUAACAGCCCAUUUCUAUCAGUAAAGGUUUCUCUUUAUAAGACACCCCCCCUCCCAUUUUUGUUCAUGUUACUGAGUUGAGAUUUAACAGGCCAAGAGUAUUGAGUAUAUUGUCAUAGAUCAAGGCAGGAUUGGAUUUCACAAGUCAUUGCAAUUGGGAGCAUCUUUAAUUUUUACAAAGUAGCUCUUGUAUUAGAAACUGUGAAUUUGUAUUUACAUGUUCAGAGACUAGAGGGCUCAAGUUCAUUUUGGAAGUAGUAUGUGCACCAUAGAGGCAGGCCCAGGCUGACUGUUCCUGCAAACCACUGCCCCAGCUGGGCCUGCUGUAAGCCUUCCACCUUCAGUUCCACUGCUGUGAAUUCCUUUAACACUUCUCUGUUCUGCCUGGACCUGGGAGGUAAGCCGAACAGACAGGGUAGUUAAGAAGUGGGCUGGCCAGCCCUCCCAUCCCAACCAUUUCAUUCUCUUCCUUCGGUAUAGGUCAGCUGUGAGGGAAGGGGCAGAGAAUACUGCAUAUACCAAGUGUAUCCUCUUCCCACUUCCACCUCGUGAGUGUUUUGUUUUGUUUUGCCUUGUUUUUUUGGCCACACCCUGUGGCUCCUGGAUCUAGUUUCCUGACCAGGGAUCGAACCCAGGCCCACGGCAGCGACAGCACCGACUCCUAACUGCUGGACCAGCAGGAAAGUCCCCGUCAUGAGUCUUAACCCUCUGCAUCCUUAUAUCUGCUAGUCAGUUCAUUGCAGAGCACGUCAUUGCUUCAACAGGUUAUCACCUUCUGAGUGCCAGGACAAUCUAGGAGGAUGCAGGGGUGGCAGAAGGAGAAAACCCUGGCUCUUGUAGGCAAAGGUUAGAUGAUGUUCUCAGUGCCUAAAUUGAAACAAUGCAUUUCCCUUUAGAAAGGCUGCUGGGCAUCCUGGGUCACUUCCGUCAGGUACUUCUCCUCCUGAAACACCCUUUCUCACUUGAUGACCUCUUCAGUGUUCAACUUUGUCAUGUCCUGAAAGUCAAGUCCACGCUGACCAACCCAUUCUUCCCGGCCUCCCAUUCUGGCACUGAUGUCAUUGUGCUGUUUUUGAUCACCUGUUCUUCCACU